Molecule: messenger RNA, 2157 nt
Organism: Dama dama (fallow deer)
Lineage: Eukaryota; Metazoa; Chordata; Mammalia; Artiodactyla; Cervidae
Gene: NYAP2
Product: neuronal tyrosine-phosphorylated phosphoinositide-3-kinase adaptor 2
Exons: 6
Coding region: 1-2157 (718 amino acids)
Biological process (GO): neuron projection morphogenesis; phosphatidylinositol 3-kinase/protein kinase B signal transduction
Source: RefSeq, a predicted model, not a curated record
AUGAAAUCCUCCAAGAUGAUGAGCUCCAAUCCCGAGGAAGACCCUUUGGACACGUUUCUCCAGUACAUUGAGGAUAUGGGAAUGAAGGCCUAUGAUGGCUUGGUUAUUCAGAACGCAUCAGACAUUGCUCGAGAGAACGAUCGCUUGAGAAACGAGACAAACCUGGCCUACUUGAAAGAGAAGAAUGAAAAACGCCGAAGACAGGAAGAAGCAAUAAAACGCAUAGGUGGAGAAGUGGGGCGAGGCCACGAAGGAACCUACGUGGGCAAGCAUUUCCGCAUGGGAUUCAUGACGAUGCCCGCGCCCCAGGACCGGCUGCCCCAUCCUUGCUCCAGUGGCUUCUCGGUCAGGUCGCAGUCGCUGCAUUCUGUCGGGGGCACAGACGACGACAGCAGCUGUGCCUCCCGGAGACAACCACCCCCCAAGCCCAAGCGGGACCCCAGUACCAAGCUGAGCACGUCAUCUGAGACGGUCAACAGUACGGCGGCCAGCAAGAGCGGGAAAGGCCCCGAGCGGACCGAAGUGUCAACCAAACCAAGACCCCACAGUGAUGAAUAUUCAAAGAAGAUUCCUCCUCCCAAACCAAAACGGAACCCAAACACUCAGCUCAGCACAUCUUUUGACGAAACGUACAUCAAAAAGCACGCACCCAGGAGGACCUCUCUCCCGCGGGAUUCAUCGCUCUGCCAGGUCAGCAGCCCCGCGGGGGACCCCGAGGAGGAGGAGCCCGUGUACAUCGAGAUGGUGGGGAACAUUCUCAGAGACUUCCGGAAGGACGAUGAGGACCAGAGUGAGGCCGUCUACGAAGAAAUGAAAUACCCCAUUUUCGACGAUCUAGGCCAAGACUCAAAAUGUGACCUCGACCAUCACAGUUGUUCUUCGCAGUGUGCUACUCCCACGGUGCCUGACCUGGACUUGGCCAAAUCCUCAGUGCCAUGUACUCCAAAGGGUUUGCUCUGUGACAUCCCCCCGCCCUUCCCCAACCUGCUGUCUCAUAGGCCCCCGCUGCUGGUGUUCCCCCCGGCGCCGGUGCAGUGCUCCCCCAACUCGGAUGAGUCUCCGCUCACCCCGCUGGAGGUCACCAAGCUUCCUGUGUUGGAAAACGUGUCUUAUAUGAAACAGCAGGCCGGGGCCUCUCCCUCUUCCUUGCCAUCGCAUGCCUCCGGCCACGCGAAACUGGAGAAAGAGCAGGCUGGAGCCGCGGGGCCGGUUCCGGCCGGCUCCGUGCUCUCCUCGUCCCCUCCCCCGCCCUCCACUCUGUACCGAACGCAGUCUCCCCACGGCUACCCCAAAAGCCACUCCGCCUCCCCAUCGCCUGUCAGCAUGGGCAGGUCCCUGACCCCGCUCAGCCUCAAAAGGCCGCCGCCCUACGACGCCGUGCAUUCGGGCAGCCUCUCUAGGAGCUCGCCAGCAGUGCCUCACUCCACCCCCAGACCGGUGUCAGACGGGGGCAAGAUGGUCAACGCCGCGGUCAACACCUACGGCUCGGCCCCGAGCGGCUCCCGCUCCAGAACCCCCACGAGUCCUUUGGAAGAGUUAACCAGCCUCUUUACCUCGGGGCGCAGCCUGCUGAGGAAGUCGUCCAGCGGCCGCCGCUCUAAAGAACCGGCAGAGAAAUCCACAGAGGAGCUGAAGGUUCGGAGCCACAGCACGGAGCCAAUACCAAAGUUGGACAGCAAAGAGAGAGGCCAUCAUGGGGCAUCGUCCUCCAGAGAGCCUAUCAAAGCUCAGGAAUGGGAUGGGACCCCUGGACCACCUGUGGUCACCAGCAGACUGGGAAGAUGCUCCGUGAGCCCCACAUUACUAGCAGGAAACCACAGCUCAGAACCGAAAGUAAGCUGCAAACUGGGGCGGUCGGCAUCCACAUCAGGUGUGCCCCCUCCAUCUGUUACCCCUCUCAGGCAAGCCGGUGACCUGCACCAGAGCCAGGUGGCAUGCAUGCAGUGGUUUCAUGGAGACCAUACAAUGCUUGAGAUGAUUGAGAAAAAGCGUUGCUUGUGCAAGGAAAUAAAAGCUAGACAGAAAACGGAAAAGGGGCUUUGCAAACAGGAUAGCAUGCCUAUCCUACCCAGCUGGAAGAAGAACGCAGGUGCAAAGAAGUACAGCCCUCCACCCUAUUCUAAACAACAAACGGUAUUCUGGGAUACGGCCAUAUGA